Bradysia coprophila is the source of this 460-nucleotide messenger RNA. RefSeq lists its product as uncharacterized. Lineage: Eukaryota; Metazoa; Arthropoda; Insecta; Diptera; Sciaridae. Gene Ontology annotation, biological process: proteolysis. Gene Ontology annotation, molecular function: serine-type endopeptidase activity. The record is from RefSeq and is a predicted model, not a curated record.
UUCAAAUUGCACAACUUCCACCAUUAUCAAUGGUGAAUUAUAAUUACGGACUAUACAUUGCUGUGAAUGCCGGAUUUGGAGCUCUGCGGCAAACUCUGCAGUGGCAUACGUUGCUCAUGUUAGGCAACAAUUGUGGUAAUGAUCCAACGGCGGAAUUAUUCAUUUGCGCUGCAACAACAAGUCCUAGCACACAAAAUGAAGGAGGAGAUUCCGGUGGUUCCUAUUUCAUUUACGAAAACGGUCCUAUAAGUGGAACACCAACGAUUAUCGGAAUUCAUUAUGGACGAGCCGUCUGGACGAAUGGUACAAUCACAAACUUGGCAACGAGAAUUGGACCGUUUAUGGGAUUGGUCAGUGCACAGGCUGGAAUUACGUUGAGGCCAUAGACAUGGUUUGAUUGUAAAAAGAAUCUUUCGUUCUGGUUGCCUCUUACAUAUCGAAUAAAUGGAUGAAUGUAUGU